CUUUUAUAUGGCAUAUCAAAAGAGGGAAGAGCACCCAGGAAACCCACCUUCAAUGUAUUAUUCUGUGUUCUUCUGCCCGCAGCAGUGGCCAGGUUUCAAUUAUGUCUACGAGAAAAUCAGUUAUCAGUGUUUUGUUUUUAUGAAAAAAAAAUUAGCGUCUUCACUGGUGGAGUGGGAAGAAGCAGACAAACCUGCCUGCUUGCAUUCCUUAAGAAAAACUGCCUUCUACGCCGGCGGACUCAUCGCCUCGGAAACAAGCGUCGAAGUUGCGAAGUGAGCGGAGCCUCCUCUUUGUCCGCGGGACACCGGUGCGGAACGUCUCGUGCUUCAAAUUUUGCAGCUGCAGUUUAGUACUGGUAGCUGCCAGAUCGAAAGACAUGAAAGUUCACAUCCUGUUUGUUUUGGUCUUCACAAUAAACUUCUGCUCACCUGCCAAAAUAUUGGUGAUUCCUCCUCCACUGUUUGAAAGUCAUCUGCUUAUUUUUGGUCGAAUUGCAGAGAUACUAAAGACAAGAGAACAUGAAGUUGUCUUCUUACUCCAUGAGGGACGCGAGACCUCAAUCUCCAUGUCAUUCAAGACCCAAAAGUACAAUGGCAUUUUAUCUGGACCUGAAUGGUCUGAUUUCCUUCAGGAGAAGCUCAAACGUAUUUUUGCUGGUCACAUGACCUCUCUAGAACUGUUUACAAUCCUGGAGCGAUACAUUGAAAACUGUGAUAUGAUAGCUGCCAACCAGGACCUUCUUUCUCGACUAAAUGCAGAGUCCUUUGAUCUUCUGGUGUUGGACCCCAAUGAGAUGUGUGGUUAUAUUGUUGCAAACUUUCUUCAUGUUCCUUACAUGGUCCUUUCUACAGGUCACUGGUUCCCAGCUGAAAUUGGUGCUCCAUCCCCAUUGGCAUAUGUGCCCGAAUUUAACUCUCAGAACUCGGAUCGUAUGGGUUUAACAGAUCGGAUCUGGAACGUGCUAGUGUAUGUAGUGAGCCGAAUUGCCACCCACUGGUUUAUCCUUCCUGACUAUGAGGCAGUGAUGAGGAAGCAUGAUGUGAACAGCACCUCUCAAAAGAGCAUGAUGGACCUGAUUCGUUGCACAGGGCUCUUUCUUCUAACCUUGGAUCAUUCCUUGGAUUUCUCUCGACCUUCUCUUCCAAAUGUCAAGUUUGUGGGGGGUAUCCUUACUGAGCCUGCAAAACCCCUUCCUGAGGAGCUCCACUCCUGGGUGGAAGCUGCCAAGGAUGGUGUUGUUGUGGUGUCCUUUGGCAUCGGCAUACAGACACUUCCAAAGUAUUUGGCAGAAAUUAUGGCAGCUGCCUUCUCUCGGCUCCCACAGAGAGUCAUCUGGAGGUAUUCUGGAGACAUACCUAACAGUCUGGGCAGUAACACCCGCAUCAUGGGCUGGCUGCCUCAGAAUGAUCUCCUAGGACAUCCCAAUGUACGAGUAUUUGUAAGCCACUGUGGCUUAAAUGGAGUCUAUGAGGCAAUCUUCCAAGGGGUUCCAGUUGUUGGCAUCCCCUUCUAUGGCGAUCAGUAUGACAUUGUUACACGGGUCCAAGCCAAGGGUAUGGGAGUUAAGGUGGACUGGAGAACACUGACAGCAGAGAGCUUCUACCAAGCUAUUCAUACAGUCAUUGAGGAUCCCAGCUAUAAGAAGACAGCGAUGCGUAUGUCACUGAUUCUUCAAGAUCAUCCUCUGCAUCCCUUGAAUGAGACUGUCUACUGGAUUGAAUACCUCCUGAGGCACGGGGAUGCGCCACACUUGCGUCCUGUGGCCUACAGCCUUUAUGACUAUCAAUAUUAUCUUUUGGAUGUCCUGAGUGCCACUGCUCUUUUGACUCUGUUACUUGUCUUCCUCUUGAAGAGAUGCAUAGUUAGGAUCUCUCGGAAGAGACAUCACAAGUACCAGGAAUGCCCAAAUGCUGCAAACAGGCAUUUUGGCAACCAGGAAAAUGGCCAUAUUAUGAUGAACAAGAAGGAAAAAUAGCUUUUACCACCCUCAGUAUGAUGUUGCUAUAUAAUUUAGUGUAACACUUGAACCUUCCAAGAGUGAAGUUUUCUCGGAAAGCUGUCCAGCCAGGCAGCAGUGCUCUUGGAAUCGAGCAAGGCCAACAUCAGAGUAACCUGGAGCUGGAAACUAACUUUUGUAAGAGCUUCUCCUACUGUUUGGCGUGUUACUGUAUAAGGUCUAGAGAUGUGUUUUGAUGCAAAGACUACCUCAUAUAUUGUUAGACCAGAGACAAAGCACUACUGUGGCACAGAAAGAGCCGACAAUGUAUUAAUAGUAAACAAUGCUUUUGCUCUUUAUUUUAUUGUUGUUACACUGCAUUUUAUAUACAGCAUCUUAAGUGAAUAAACUUUUAGGUUUAUGACCAAUCCUUCUUAUCUGCUGAAAUCGUCAAGCACUGUAGACUGAGCUUGGAAUGACGUGAAGUUUUCUAGUGACUUUGUGCUUCUACAACUUGGAUGGAUGCUGAAGAUAAUAAAUGCCCAUCUGAAGGUGAAGAGACCGAAAGAAGAUCACCAAUCCCAGCCUCCACAUUGGUCUGUUUGCAGACACCUCCCCAGACAUGCAACUUAGUUUGAGUGUCGCUUCAGCAUACACUCUAGGUUAUUGGUUUAAGUAGCUUUAUGAUUACUUUGAUUAAUUUAUGAAUGCUAAGCAGGCAGUUUAUCUUGAAUUUCCUUUUCAAGUAUGUAUAUGUGAUUGGAUUUAGAGACUUACUUGAUUAAGUCUCAGUCCAUCCUUUUUUGUUUACCUUACCUGUGUGUAACAUUAAAUGUGUAAAAUCCCAAUUUCAAGACCUGCUGGCUGUAGCAGGCUGUUGCAAAAAAAGGCCCGUGGUUUGGUGAUGGGCACCCCAUUGUUCCAAAUUUGAUGGUGCCUUUGAGAACCAGCCUUAGUGACAUAUGAUAUUUGAGUGACCGACAAUAUUUGUUGUGAACCUUCUAUACUAAUAAAUCAGACCUUUGAAUUUCUAA
This is a messenger RNA of Erpetoichthys calabaricus (reedfish), 2971 nucleotides long. RefSeq names its product 2-hydroxyacylsphingosine 1-beta-galactosyltransferase-like. Bases 378 to 1976 code for a protein of 532 amino acids. Lineage: Eukaryota; Metazoa; Chordata; Cladistia; Polypteriformes; Polypteridae. Gene Ontology annotation, molecular function: UDP-glycosyltransferase activity. The transcript is spliced from 6 exons. The record is from RefSeq and is a predicted model, not a curated record.